GCCAUUACGCAGCUGUCUGGCAGCGGCCGGGCCGGUCGGGACUGGGCCCUACGCACUUUGCGUAGCGAGGGGGGUUACCGAAGGCCUGGUGCUUGGCCUGGGGCAAGCCCGGCCUAUCCCCUGAAGGGGGGUGGGUGAGGGGAGAGGCUGGGGAAGAAAAGAGGGGGAAUUGGGGCGUUUGAGGGGAUUAUAAUUUCUUUUAAAAAGGGGGGUGGGGAGAGGCCAUGGCCGUCCCAGCCAAGAAAAGGAAGAUGAACUUCUCUGAGCGAGAGGUGGAGAUCAUCGUGGAGGAGCUGGAACUGAAGAAGCACCUGCUGGUGAACCACUUCAAUGCCGGGGUUCCUCUGGCUGCCAAGAGUGCGGCCUGGCACGGCAUCUUGAGAAGGGUCAACGCUGUGGCCACCUGCCGCAGGGAGUUGCCUGAGGUCAAGAAGAAGUGGUCUGACCUCAAGACCGAGGUCCGUCGCAAGGUUGCCCAGGUCCGGGCAGCGGUGGAGGGUGGCGAGGCCCCAGGGCCCACUGAGGAGGAUGGAGCCGGAGGGCCUGGGACAGGUGGUGGCAGUGGCGGCGGUGGCCCAGCUGUAGCCCCCGUCCUGCUCACCCCCAUGCAACAGCGCAUCUGCAACCUGCUGGGCGAGGCCACCAUCAUCAGCUUGCCCAGUACCACAGAGAUUCACCCCGUGGCCCUCGGACCCACAGCCACUGCAGCUGCAGCCACGGUCACCCUGACACAGAUCCCCACGGAGACCACCUAUCACACGCUUGAGGAGGGAGUGGUAGAGUACUGCACGGCGGAGGCCCCCCCGCCCCUGCCAGCCGAGGCCCCCGUGGAGAUGAUGCCCCAGCACGGUGACACCUCGGUCAAACCCCAAGCGCUCAAGAGCCGCAUAGCCCUCAACUCAGCCAAGCUGAUCCAGGAGCAGCGGGUCACCAAUCUGCACGUGAAGGAGAUUGCCCAGCACCUGGAGCAGCAGAAUGACCUGCUACAGAUGAUCCGCCGCUCCCAGGAGGUGCAGGCCUGCGCCCAGGAGCGCCAGGCCCAGGCCAUGGAGGGAACCCAGGCAGCGCUGAGUGUCCUCAUCCAGGUCCUCCGGCCCAUGAUCAAAGAUUUCCGCCGCUACCUGCAGAGCAACACGCCCAACCCCACACCCGCCUCGGAGCCUGGACAGGUGGCCCAGAACGGGCAGCCGGACAGCAUCAUCCAAUGAGGUCAGGGGUUGCGCCAGCCUUGUGCUGUGAUUGGAUGACACCACUGUGGUCUUGUAAGUGGGUUCUGUGACUGGCCUUAGGCUAUGGCUGGCCACGUGGCCGGCUCUCUCUUUGAUCGACUGUUAGGGGUCCACUGUUUCUGAGAAGUGAAGGAGACUGAGAAGAACUUGUUGGGCUCCUGGGACCCGAACUGUCUUACCCCCACCACGUGAGCUGCCUUGCUAACAGCCUGAAGAUUGGUUAGGUGGGGGUUGGGCGCCAGUGAUACUAUGGUGGUGUCACGAGCCAGGGCUUGCGACAUGACCCAGACUCUGUCUAGGACACCUGGAGCGGAGGUUCUCACUGGGAGCCGUCUCACAGCCGGGGGGCCUGUGCUGAAAUGCUCCCUCACCCCGCAGUGCCAUCCUGUUGAAUGAGACAAUGUCCGUGGUGCUGGUGGUGGCACAGUACCUUCUUCCUCCCUUGGGAGGCAGAGUGACUGGGCCUGAGGAGGAAGCUUCACCCUCUUCUCCUUCCCACUGUGCCUCCGUUCUCAGGGGACUCUAGUCCAUCUGUGCUCUCCCCACACCCCACCCCUCUCCGGGCCUAGCAGAGGCCCUUGUUAGACCCCCAGCUGCCUCUGCAGGACACCCAGGAUGCGGCCUGCUGGGCUCAGGGAUGCUGGGUGUGUUGGGGAUAGCCUGGCCACCAUCCGGUCUUCCAUUGCAUCCCGGGGCAGCCCUUUCGUGGUUUGUCCUGACAGCUUUUGACUCAGGGCAAGCAUUAGGCUUUGGGUGCUGUAAAUUUGAGAGAAAACAGACCAGCGUGGAACCUUGUUACUCCACUGCAGUGGGUCUAAGGUGACCAGUUGGCUUCUUCCAGAAGGCUUGCUUCAAGCCAGUUGUCUUUAUUCUGUAUGCCUACCCCUCCUGGGAAGGGGUGGGCAGCUCUGGCCACACUCUUCCUCCUCUCCUGUCUACUGACUGCACGAUUAUGACACUCAGUGUGGGGAGAAAAGAAAAAAACAGUGGGGGGGAAAGGGCAUCACACCCUGGACCCCCUCUCACAUUAUUCAGCACCUCGUGUUCUUGCGAGACCCCCGCUGACUGGCUAGGUGCAUCUGAAGGCCUGAUUGGCCCCAAAGGUUUGAGGUGGGAGAGCUGCAGCUGACCUAAGAAUUGGGACCUUGACUUCUGUUCUCGGAGAAGAGCAGAACUGACCUCGGAACGCCGAAGGAGGUAGUGUUCCCUGUUCCAUCUUGACACUCUCUCCCCUUCUGUAGGGAGUUUACCCAGAUAGCAUUUGUCUGGUUCAUUUUCAGAAUCACCCUCGAUCACUGAGACCCUUGUGUCUUCCCAGAUCAUUCCCCAGGAUUGCCAUUUUGCUGCUGGUGCCUUGGCUACAUGUGACCAGUGGUGACAACUCGAGGCUCCAGAUCUCAGCUAAACAAUCAAGGUGCUGCCCUUCUGGGCAAUGUAUGUUUAGAAUUGCUCGCUCCACUGUUCCCAUCACAGGAAGAUGCCCCCGAAGACGGUUGGGAGGUGACUGCCGUCCCACCGGCCUCUGUGGAGGAGAGGUGCAGCGCCAGCUAGGGACCAAUGGAGAGGAAUCAGGCUGGUGAGGGGGUGGGUGACGGAAGGAAAGCUCCCCAGUGGGGCUGGAAAGCAGCUGCCCCUGGCAGCCAGAGCCCCCUCCUUCCAUGGAGCCUGAUGCCCCUGGCAGGGAAGCUGUGGGGCCUUCCUGAGGCUUUGCCGCUUGGUUUGGCUUUUCUCUGGGGUUGGCAAUCUGAGCCAAUAUUGCAUUUGUUCCAAUUGAGUAUAGAGAGGAGGCCUGGAUCACUUAAACGGACUGUUUCUUUCCAGGUCAUAAUUUUAAA
Molecule: messenger RNA, 3064 nt
Organism: Zalophus californianus (California sea lion)
Lineage: Eukaryota; Metazoa; Chordata; Mammalia; Carnivora; Otariidae
Gene: NAIF1
Product: nuclear apoptosis inducing factor 1
Exons: 2
Coding region: 225-1208 (327 amino acids)
Cellular component (GO): nucleus
Source: RefSeq, a predicted model, not a curated record